AUGUACGAACAGCAGCAGUCUGAUGGUGGAAGUUUCAAUGCGCAACAACAAUCACAACAACAAGCAUUUAACAGGAAUGUGAAUAGUAACAAUAAUCCAACGUUUGGCAAUUUUGUACAUACAUCUGAAAGUAGGCAAAUACCCCUAUCAACAGGACUCCUCCAAACAGACUCACCUCACGACUGGUGUACCGUUGCAAGAGUGAAUACUCAUACAUCACCAGUGAGAAUACUAACAACUCGUUUUCCCAACACACAGAGUACAACUUCUCCCUCGUCGUCAAACGAUGAAUACCUCGUUCAACCUAGUCAGAUUCAAGUCAUCGAUCAACCACAGCAACAACACCCAUUUGUGAGAACUAUGUCAGAAACUUCAUCUAUUUAUGAGCAAUUAAUCUUAACUUCGGAGCAACAGCAAAGGCAGGAGGAACUACUUUAUCAACAGCAAUUAGAGAAAUAUGCUCAAGAAGAAGAACAUUUUCGUCAAAUGCUUGAACAGUAUGAAGAAGAGGGGGCACUGCAAUCUUUUGAAAACCUGCAACAACAAACUCUUCAGUCGGUGAAUGAUCAUGCAAUGACAGACAAUCAACCAAGCCCACACAACUUCUACGGUAUAUCUUCUAAACACUUUUUGCAGUGUCUUCGAUUUAUUAAAACUGAUGAUUACUUUCAAACAGUGCUUGCAAAACAACAACAAGAAUCUCAACGACAAUCAGAAAACAUUAGUCCAAAUACAGUGAAUAAUAACCACAAAGUAAGGGAACAGCAUGAAGACAACAGAAGUGAAAAGAGUACACAAACUAAUAAUCUUCUCUCUAAUAAAUCGCAGGCACAGCUCAAGCAAUCUCCGCCAUUUGUGAAGGAUAGCGAACAGUUGCGAAAAUUACCUCUGCAAAAUCCACACAGGCCCAAUGCAAAGGAACAAAAACCGAUAGAAACGGAGAAAUUUCAGCAACAUCCGAGCCAAGUGGAGCCUAAUAAAAAGGCACUUAUACCUGCUGACAAUCAGGCAACAAGUGUCGCCUCAAAAGUGCCUCUUGUUCAAAUUGCCGACCGCCAACAAAACAAACAGCGGGAGUCGGGUCCAGAUACAGGCGCAUCCAUCGCCGCAAAAACCACACCUUCUAAUCCUGCAAAAUCCAUUCAACAACCAUUUAUUCAGAACGAGAAAGCACCCGAAAAAAAAGAAAAACAACCACCACUAGAGAGGCGGACAGAUAAACUCGCGAACUUAAGUAAUACCAAAAUACCACUUGAUUCCGCACAGAAAAUCCUUGAACAACCGCCGGAAUCUGAGAAACGUCAACGAGAUAUGAUAGAAUCGGAAGCUGUUGAAAGUACCAGCAUCACUACUGAAAAGAUUGAAUUACCUUCCACACAAACAGAAGUUGUCGCUGGUGAUAGACACCAUUACGAGGAUACCAUUGCAAAAACACAUGCCGAUGCCGCCAAGAUUGAAUUACCUUCCACAAAAACAGAAGUUGCCGCUGCUGAUAGACACCAUUACGAGGAUACCAUUGCAAAACCACAGGCCGAUGUCGCUAAGGUGAGGAGAUGGAUGCACCUCUUUCAGGCAAACGAAUGUCUGAUGACUCUGUGGAUCCUACUGGAAAAAGUGGCUACUGGAACUAGGUUUAGCCAAAAGGACUACGAAGCUAGAAAGAUUACCGAAUCCGACACGGCACAUAAGGGCUGAGAUGACUCGAAAUAGUGCACUUGUUUCUACCUUAUCAUCGAGAAUUUUGACUUUUUCUAGGACAAAACCGUAGAUAUGGACAAGUCUGUGAA
This is a messenger RNA of Didymodactylos carnosus, 1787 nucleotides long. The record is from the annotation of a GenBank genome assembly. Lineage: Eukaryota; Metazoa; Rotifera; Eurotatoria; Philodinida; Philodinidae.